Molecule: messenger RNA, 2880 nt
Organism: Rhinolophus ferrumequinum (greater horseshoe bat)
Lineage: Eukaryota; Metazoa; Chordata; Mammalia; Chiroptera; Rhinolophidae
Gene: ARMC3
Product: armadillo repeat containing 3
Exons: 19
Coding region: 75-2678 (867 amino acids)
Molecular function (GO): protein binding
Source: RefSeq, a predicted model, not a curated record
GUCUCACUUAGGCAGCGGCGAGCGAAGUUCGCUAGGUCUGAGGUGCCUCUGCUCCGCGGGAGUCUCCUGACAGAAUGGGUAAAAAGAUAAAGAAGGAAACAGAACCUCCUCCUAAGGAUGUGUUUGAUCCAUUAACAAUUGAAAGCAAAAAAGCAGCAACCGUGGUGUUAAUGCUUAAUUCUCCAGAAGAAGAAAUUUUAGCCAAAGCAUGUGAAGCCAUUUAUAGAUUUGCUUUAAAAGGUGAGGAAAAUAAAGCAAGCCUCCUUGAACUUGGAGCUGUGGAACCUGUAACUAAACUGCUCACCCAUGAAGACAAAACUGUAAGAAGAAAUGCUACUAUGAUAUUUGGAAUCCUGUCUUCUAAUAAUGAUGUUAAAAAGUUGUUAAGAGAGUUAGAUGUCAUGAAUUCUGUUAUUGCUCUGCUCGCUCCAGAAGAAGAAGUAGUUAUCCACGAGUUUGCUAGUCUUUGCCUAGCAAACAUGUCUGCGGAGUACACCAGCAAAGUGCAAAUAUUUGAACACGGUGGAUUAGAGCCUCUCAUCCGACUGCUGAGCAGCCCAGACCCUGACGUGAAGAAGAAUUCUAUUGAGUGCAUUUACAACUUGGUCCAGGAUUUUCAGUGUCGAGCUACAUUUCCAGAACUAAAUGCAAUCCCUUCUAUAUUAGAGCUCUUGAAGUCAGAAUAUCCAAUUAUUCAAUUGUUGGCUCUCAAAACCUUAGGUGUUAUUGCAAAUGAUAAGGAGUCACGAGCAAUGCUAAGAGACAAUCAAGGGAUGGACCACCUUAUUAAGAUCCUGGAAACUAAGGAAUUGAAUGACCUGCAUAUAGAAGUGCUUUCAGUGGUAGCCAAUUGCCUUGAAGAUAUGGAUACGGUGGUGCUGAUUCAGCAGACAGGAGGUCUUAAGAAGCUCCUGACAUUUGCAGAAAACUCUACAAUUCCUGAUAUUCAGAAGAAUGCAGCAAAAGCAAUUACUAUAGCAGCUUAUAAUCCUGAAAACAGAAAACUUUUUCACGAACAAGAAGUUGAAAAGUGCCUUGUAGCCCUUCUGAGUUCUGAAAGCGAUGGAACGAAAAUUGCUGCUUCCCAAGCUAUUUCAGCAAUGUGUGAGAAUUCAGGCAGCAAAGAAUUUUUCAAUCAUCAGGGGAUUCCACAGUUAAUUCAGUUGCUAAAAAGUGACAAUGAAGAAGUAAGGGAAGCUGCUGCCCUGGCCCUGGCCAAUCUGACCACUUGCAAUCCUGCAAAUGCCAAUGCUGCUGCCGAGGCUGAUGGUAUUGAUCCAUUAAUAAACAUCCUGUCCAGUAAACGAGAUGGAGCCAUUGUCAACGCUGCCACGGUGUUAACGAACAUGGCGAUGCAGGAGGCGCUGCGUGUGAACAUUCAGAAUCAUGACGUCAUGCGCGCCCUCAUCAGCCCGCUGCGUUCCACCAACACGCGGGUGCAGAGCAAAGCCGCCCUCACCAUUGCUGCGACCGCGUGUGAUGCUGAGGCCAGGACAGAGUUAAGAAAUGCAGGUGGAUUGGAGCCCCUCGUGGAGCUUCUGCGCUCAAAGAAUGAUGAAGUCAGAAGAAAUGCCAGUUGGGCUGUCAUGGUCUGUGCCAGUGAUGAGCUGACGGCCACUGAAUUAUGCAAGUUCAGGGCUUUAGAUAUCCUUGAAGAAGUUAAUCUAUCAGUAAGUCGAAAAAAUAAAUUCAGUGAAGCAGCUUAUAACAAAUUGCUCAAUAACCACCUCCCUCUGAAAUAUAGCCAGACAGGCUAUUUGUCAUCAAGUAACAUAAUUAGUGACGGAUUCUAUGAUUACGGUCGGAUAAAUCCUGGCACCAAACUUUUGCCUUUGAAGGAUCUCUGCUUACAAGAACCAAGUGAUCUACGUGCUGUAAUCUUAGUUAACAAUAAAUCCUCUGAUAUUUCUCCACCUCCAUCUAUGGAAGAUAGAUCCUCAGACAUUGGUUGUGGACGAAGUAUUUCUUCUUCAUCUUCUUUCAGAAGAACAAGUAAAGAAAAGGCCAGUGCUGGAUUUGGAUCUCCCACGGAAGAGAAAUCAGAACCUAGUUCUGGACGAAAUACUGCUGUUAGCAAGAGUGCCACUAAAGAAAAAGGGUCAAGGAAAGUCAGAGGAAAAAAAGAAGAGGAAAAAGUGAAGGAGGAGGAAGAGGUUACCACAGUAUCAAAAAACAUAGGAGAAGGAAGCCCUGAGAAAGAAUGGUACCCUCCCUCUGAUCCUGACUUCUGUGUUUAUGUGUGUGAAGUGACUAAAUCAAUACUUCCCAUAAGCAAUAUAAAGGAACAGAUUGAAGCUCUUGCAGAGUAUGUGGCAGAAAAAAUGGGUGGUGCAAUUCCAAAAGAGAAACUACAAGAUUUCAGCUGGGAACUUCAUAUAAGUGAACUAAAAUUUCAACUUAAAUCCAAUGUUGUACCAAUUGGGCAGAUCAAGAAAGGAAUCUUCUACCAUCGAGCCUUGCUUUUCAAGGCCUUGGCUGAUAAAAUUGGCAUUGGCUGCUCUCUGGUUCGAGGGGAGUAUGGCAGAGCUUGGAAUGAAGUCAAGCUGAUGAAUGAAUCUCUAAAGGGAGUGACUGGGGGUCUCCCUCCUCCUGAAAUAUACAUCGUUGACCUCAUGUUCCAACCAGGUAGACUGAUCAAGCUAAGAAGUAGAGAAGCAGAUCUUUACAGAUUUCUCUAAACUAUCAAACGAACACAAAAGAAGUUCAAACAAGAAAUUUAUUCUAUACCUUUUCUAUGAAGGUCACCCAUUAAUUUUAUUUCUUUAAAUUAAAGUAUUAGAAAUGUUUUCUCUGUGUCAAAAUGAGGACUCUUGGAUCGACUUAGUUGUGCUUCUGACUUCAGUCUUUUGGCAAAAGUUUGGUCUGAUUAGAUCAUAUUAU